UCAGCACGGGGGCGAAGCGUCUGACGGGCGCUUCCUCAACUUCGUCCUCGCCUCGGCUGCCGCCGCCUCCUCCUCCUCCUCCCCUUUGUCUUCCUCCUCCUCUCCCGCCCCCCACCGAAGGCGGCGGAGGCUCCGUGCCCCGGCAGGCCGGCCGGUCCCGCGGUGGAAGCGCGAUGGAGAAGGGGGCGGCGGCGGCGGGGGCGUCGAGCGGGGAGAGCGUUGGUCCCGCCAGGAGGCCUCCGCGGCCCGCGGGGCCCGGCGCCACCUUGCCAAGGCUGCCCAGCGAGGACAAUUUGGACAGCCCUUCAGGUUCCCAUGUUGAAUGGUGUAAACAGCUAAUAGCUGCUACACUUUCUAGUCAGAUUUCAGGCUCCGUGCAAGCGGAAAAUGUAUCCAGAGACUAUAAAGUUUUCAGGAGGCCUGAUUUAAGGGAGAUACAGGAAGGAUACAAUGGCUUUCAUUCUGAAGUUGAAGCUGAUCAGGCUCUGAGGGAUGGAAACAAGUUGGCGCAGAUGGAAGAAGCACCACUUUUUCCAGGAGAGUCGAUCAAAGCUAUCGUGAAAGAUGUCAUGUAUAUCUGUCCAUUUAUGGGAGCAGUUAGUGGAACACUGACAGUCACAGAUUUCAAGUUGUAUUUUAAAAAUGUAGAGAGGGAUCCACAUUUUGUCCUGGAUGUUCCCCUAGGAGUGAUAAGCAGAGUUGAGAAGAUUGGAGUGCAGAGCCAUGGGGACAACUCUUGUGGCUUAGAAAUUGUUUGUAAGGAUAUGAGAAGUUUGCGGCUUGCCUACAAACAGGAAGAACAGACAAAGUUGGAGAUAUUUGAAAACCUCAGUAAACAUGCAUUUCCUCUUUCUAAUGGGCAGGCAUUAUUUGCAUUCAGCUACAAAGAAAAGUUUCCAGUUAAUGGCUGGAAGGUUUUUGAUCCAAUUGCAGAAUUUAAAAGACAGGGUCUGCCAAACGAAAGUUGGAAAAUAUCCAAAAUAAAUAAUAACUAUGAGCUUUGCGAUACAUACCCUGCCGUCCUUGUUGUUCCAAUGAGUGUAAAAGAUGAUGACCUCUCGAAAGUAGCAGCAUUUAGAGCAAAAGGCAGAGUUCCUGUGUUGUCAUGGAUUCACCCCGAGAGCCAGGCGACAAUUACACGCUGUAGCCAACCAUCGGCUGGCCCGAAUGAAAAACGUUGCAAAGAGGAUGAAAAAUAUUUGCAGACAAUAAUGGAUGCUAAUGCUCAGUCACAUAAGCUCAUCAUUUUUGAUGCCCGACAAAAGAGUGUUGCUUUUACUAACAAGGCAAAAGAUGGUGGCUAUGAAAGUGAAAGUGCUUAUCCAAACGUUGAGAGAGUAUUCUUGGAAAUUCAUAAUAUUCAUGUUAUGAGAGAAUCAUUACGCAAAUUGAGAGAAAUUGUUUAUCCUGCCAUCAAAGAGCCAUUGUGGUUGUAUAGAGUGGAUGGAACACACUGGUUAGAAUACAUAAGGAUGCUGCUUGCUGGAGCUGUAAGAAUUGCUGAUAAAAUAGAAUCUGGCAAAACUUCCGUAGUAGUUCACUGCAGUGAUGGGUGGGAUCGUACAUCACAACUCACAUCCCUGGCUAUGCUAAUGUUGGAUGGCUAUUACCGGACCAUUAAAGGGUUUGAAGUUCUCAUAGAAAAGGAGUGGAUAAGCUUCGGUCAUAGGUUUGCAUUGCGCAUAGGUCAUGGAGAUGACAACCAUGCAGAUGCAGAUAGAUCUCCUAUAUUUCUUCAAUUUAUUGACUGUGUUUGGCAAAUGACAAAGCAGUUUCCUUCAGCAUUUGAGUUCAAUGAACUCUUCUUGAUUACUAUAUUGGAUCACCUUUAUAGUUGCCUUUUUGGGACUUUUUUGUGCAACUGUGAGCAGCAGCAACAGAAAGAGGGCAUAUAUACAAAGACUGUAUCUUUGUGGUCUUACAUCAACAGCCAACUCGAUGAAUUUAGUAAUCCUUUUUACGUGAACUAUGAAAACCAUGUCUUAUAUCCUGUUGCCAGUCUGAAUCAUUUGGAGUUGUGGGUAAACUACUACGUCCGUUGGAAUCCACAGAUGAGGCCUCAGAUGCCAAUCUAUCAGAACCUUAAGGAGCUACUUGCAAUCAGAACAGAACUUCAAAAGAGGGUGGAAGAUUUGCAACGCGAAGCUGCUGCGAGGUCCAUUUCAUCAUCGUCUGAUCGAGGCUCCUCACCUUCUCACUCCAUUACCCCAGUACACACCUCUGUUUGAUAUAUUCUAAAAAGCACAAACAAUUCUGUAAAAUAAGGUUAUCAGGAUAUGUCCUGUAGUUCUGAGAAUAUCCUUAAUAUGAGGUAAACAGAACCCCAGCCCAGUGGUGAAGGUGAUUUUUUUAAUAAUUGAUGUCAUAUCUAUGCCUUACAACUGUCUUUUUUCGUAAUGAGGCCAAAAUGUCCUUCAGUAAGUGAUAUUUUCAUAAAUUGGUAAUGUGUGUAUAUUUUGGCAGCUUUAGCAGAACCGCUUAUUGUAAAGUUAACUUCACUGUGAGCAACCAGAAGUUUUUGGUGAGAUCUUUAAAGGGAUUCUGUUGAACUGAUAAUGUGAAAUGGCAAUGUUUUGUUAUUUUUACACAGCUUGUGAAAAACCAGAAUGAAUGCAGUUGAUUUUUUUUUUAAAGAAAGAAUAUCAUGACAUUUAUUCCAAAGUUGAGUAUUACGUUAAAAAACAAAUGUCAUUUUGUAGUUAACUAUCAAAUGACGGCCAGGUAAGUGGCAUCUCAAGUUGGAGAAAAAACGAACUGAGUUAAAGUAUUAUUUAAUGGGGUCAUUUUGACAUUUUGGUUGUUAAUGCGCCCAAGUUAUGAAGUGGUAAUAAGGGGGACCCUGACUUGCAAAUGAUUGUAUAUACACAUUUGCAAGAUCUUUUUAAAAAUCAAAGCGUGGCAGUUUUUUUCAUGUGCCUUUUUAAGGUUUAAGAUUUUUAUGGUUAAGAAGAUCACUUUGUCGCUUCAGAGUCAAGUUGCUCAGUGUACCUUUGUUGAGGUAUCAACUAAAUCAUGCGCCCUAUGAUAUUUUCAGUCAAAUUUUAUGGUCGUUUUUUGGAAUGUGAGUUUGUGUAUGGUCUCAGUAUACUCUCCCCACUUCUUUGUUACAGGUUCACAAAUCCAGUACUGCUUAUUCAUAAAUGUUCGGUCCAGUUCAUGUUAAGUCUGAUUCUUCUAUUUCCUGAAUGGGUCCCUGGUUAUCCCUGCAGAAAGGACAUGGGCCCAGGAGUUAAGGGACUUGGGUUCGAAUCCCAGCCCUGCCACGUGCCUGCUGUGUGAUCUUGGACA
Molecule: messenger RNA, 3288 nt
Organism: Tachyglossus aculeatus (Australian echidna)
Lineage: Eukaryota; Metazoa; Chordata; Mammalia; Monotremata; Tachyglossidae
Gene: MTMR1
Product: myotubularin related protein 1
Exons: 17
Coding region: 174-2228 (684 amino acids)
Biological process (GO): phosphatidylinositol dephosphorylation
Molecular function (GO): phosphatidylinositol-3,5-bisphosphate 3-phosphatase activity
Source: RefSeq, a predicted model, not a curated record